UGUUUUAAAUAAACAACAUCUGAAGCAAAUCUAGGUUAAAAUCAGAUCAGUGAGCGUGCUUUGAACAACACAGUUAUUGAUAUUUUUCUAACAAUAUUGCAGAGAAAAUCGUUAUAUAAGAAAGAGUACCGAUCAUUUAGGUCGGGUAUGCACGGGGAACAAAGCCUCUUCACACUACUGACGACAAAAUCUAUACGUCCUAGCGGAUACACAUUAUGCACACGAAAUGACUCGACGAAAGCUGAGAGAAACUGCAGGUUGAGUGAAGUUUUUUUCAUUAGCAAAGUAGUGUCAUUGCGUGGCGUUCGGAGGGCCAUUUUGGUUGUAAUGGAGUGAAAAUGAUUGUCCAGAAUUUGAUAUAAAUUUGUGUUAAUGACAUUCUGACGCGCAGUGUAAAAUCGAGGCGAUGACAACCGACGGAUCGUCAGAAUAGCUAGGAGACAGGUGCGAGUGGCGAGAUUAUGUAGGAAAAUCUAUUGUCUUUGUGGAACACUAUAACGUCAUGUGAUUUCAACGGUUUAUCGAACUUAAGCACUCACUGCAACUGUAUACUGAGUAGAUGUAAAACUCUCGUGCACCUGGGCGGGUUGACAAAGCGCGCGAACUGCUAGCGUGCAGAUUGGACAUUUACUUUAAAACAUUUGUAAAUAGGAAAUAGGCGCUAUAUGUAUUAUUAAUGGAAUUGUAUAUUGGGCAAGCGCACGGAGGAAAAAUAACCGACGUUAAAAUAUACACCUAUUCUUUCACAUCGAUCGAAAGGCUGCUGGAUUUAGCAUAAAUUAAAUGAUUGAAGGGGUCGCUACUCUUAAUAGAGGAUAUGUGACAAAAUAAGAAUUUUAGAAAAUUCACCGAGUAAUAUCAAGACUUCAAAAAGGAGUGCUGUGAAAUGGUGUAACGUUUAGAUGGAAGUGUCCUCAAAUUAACGUUAUGAACGUCAAAUACUCCAGAGCGCUACCACUGUCAUAUUAAAAAUCCUGUUUUAUAAUUGAUGGAUGUAAUUCAUAAUUUGCGAUGAUAUAGAGGAAAAAAUUUACCAGUAAUUACAAUCGCCUAAAGCAAAAUCAGGUCGUGGUCAUGCAGAAAGGCAUCCGAUUCAACGAAACCCAACUGCAGUAUUUGGCAGCCAAAUCCCGCCGAGAAAAUACCAUUUCCGGCUACCUGCACAAGCGCAGCAGCGACACCGGGAAAUGGCAACUUCGCUAUUUUGUAUUGUAUCAAAACCUACUUUUUCACUUCGAAAGUGAAUCUGCUCAAAAACUUUCUGGAGCAACCCUUCUGGAAGGUAGUUACUGUGAAAGGGUACUAAAUCCUGCCGCAUUAAAAGCCGUCAAAGACACCGAAAAACAGUAUUGCUUUACGAUUACAUACAAGAGCCAAAAAAAUGAGAUCACACGACAGAUUGAUUUCCGGACGGACACGGAGGUGGAAUGUAAUGCAUGGAUUGACCAUGUCAAGCGUGCCCCGUAUAGUAAAGUACUGGAGCAAAGAGAGGAACUGGAGCAGAAGCAUCUUCAUCUGCUGCAGAUUUUGGACAGUGAGAGACAAGCCAAGUGGCACUAUGUCCAGCAGACUGAGGAGUUGGCCACAUCAGUCAAGGAGCUGAGGACAGAGCUACAGAAGUACAAGAAAGAGAGAGUGUCCACCAAUAAAGUAGAGGAGGAGACUGACGAAAUCAAGAAAAUCAAAAAGGUUCAAAGUUUUUUCCGUGGUUGGUUGUGUCGGAGACGGUGGAAACAGAUUGUGGAGUUGUAUAUUCGAUCUCCCCACGCUGAGAGUAUGAGGAAGAGGAACAGCAUCGUGUUCAGUAUGGUGGAGUGUGAGGAGGAGUACAACAGACAGCUGUCCACCCUCGUCACCUGCUUCCUCCACCCUCUCAGAAUGGCUGCCUCAUCCAAAAAACCACCAAUCACCCACGAAGAUGUCAACUCCAUUUUCUUAAACAGUGAAACCCUGCUCUUUUUACAUCAAAUUUUCCUGAAGGGAUUAUGUGCCCGACUGGAAAAUUGGCCAACCCUUGUUCUAGGUGACUUGUUUGACAUGCUCCUGCCAAUGUUGUGUAUUUACCAGGAAUACGUUAGAAAUCAUCAUUACAGUCUGCAGGUCCUAGCAGAAUAUAAACAACGACCAGAAUUCAACGCUCUCCUGAAACGAUACGAAGAAAAACCAAUGUGUGAAACCAGAACCCUAGAAAUAUUUCUCACCUACCCUAUGCAUCAGAUUCCUCGAUACAUCAUCACCCUCCAUGAGUUACUGGCCCACACCCCUCACGAUCACGUCGAACGGAAGAGUUUAGAGUUUGCUAAGAGUAAGCUGGAAGAAUUGUCUAGGAUUAUGCAUGAUGAAGUCAGUGAAACAGAGAACAUCAGAAAGAAUCUAUCCAUUGAGCGAAUGAUCAUUGAGGGUUGUGACAUUUUACUGGAUGUUAACCAGACAUUUGUCAGACAAGGUCCCCUUAUUCAAGUCUUUAAUGAGAAGAGUAAGUCCAGUUUGUGGCCCAUCAAAGAUCGGAAGGAGAAGGAGGUGAUAUGUCAGGUUUUCCUCUUCACCAAUCAUAUGCUUCUGACAACCCGAGCAUCAAACGGCCGGCUACAUCUCGCCAAACACUAUGGGAAGAUCCCCCUAAUUGAUUGUACACUGAUAGAGGAUCCUGGAGCAGAACCCUUUAUAAAUGACCCAGACACAUCUUCGGUAGAUUCCAUAGACAGCAUCCGAAGUACCAGUUCCUUAAACACCCUCAUCCAGCCCGGGGAGAAGGAGACGCGCACAGAUUACAAUGGACUAGACUUUAAAAUUAUAGUGGAUACCAAGAGUGGAAACAGGACAUCCAUAACUUUAGUGGCAGCCACUCGCCAGGAAAAACUGGCGUGGUGCUCCGACAUCAGUCAGUGUAUAGAAGACCUGCACUACAGUGAUCUCCUGAAUACCUCAAUGAGUGAAUCAUCCUCCGUCACCAUGCCUCAAUCUGUCAGAUACAUCCACAGUACUCAGAUAUGGUCAGAUCGUAGACUGUUUUCGGAUGAUGUGGAUAUAAAGUUCAGCAGGACCCUUAACUCCUGUAAAGUUCCGCAGAUUCGACAUGCCAGUGUAGAGCGUAUUUUGGACCGCCUGACUGAUCUGCGGUUUCUAAGUAUCGACUUCCUGAACACGUUUCUCCUGACCUACCGCGUGUUUACGGAUGGUAAGACAGUACUCGAGGCAUUGAAGCGAGUUUACAAGAAUCCUGAGAGCGGCAAUCUAGAGACUUCCCUCACUUCUUGUCAAUCGCAGUCGGAGACAAAUUUGUACGGCGAGGGAAGCCCACCACAGGAUAUAUCUGGGGAGCUUCCUAAGAACCUCAGUAACCUAGUGAAGCCACUACCCGAGAGCCGCAGGAUCAGCACGGGAUGUAUGUCUGUGUACGAGACCAGACUCCCCAAGUUAACUCAAGAAUCAUUUGCUGAAUCAGAGGAGGAGUCAUCGGGGGACACAGGGGAGAGUGACGACGCCCCUGAUACCUCUACCCUAGUCAUCCCGGGGGCGCAGACCCUGGCCCCUCUGGCUAUCUCUGAAAACUUAACAGAACAUGACGUGAAAGGAAUAAUCUUACCAGACUCUCUGCAGGGAGAGUCUUCAGCAGAUAAUUUUGAUGAGCUGUAUAAACCGAAAACUACAAUACCCCCACUAACCACGUCUUCUGGAUCCACAAGCUCCUAUACACUGAAAUCUACAGCCAGCUCUGAUACCCUGACCCCAGGGACAAGUCCUAAACCGUCACCUAGGGUAAGCCCCAGGGUGAUGGUCAAUGACCAAUCGUGUCAGACCAAUGGGGUGAGAACACCAAGCCCUCGACCAAGCUCUAAGAUUGGAUUCUCAGGAGAGUCUUUAUUGGAAUCAUUGGCCCAGAUUGUAUCUCCAACAUCUCCUAAAAAAAUGUCCUCCAAACCGAUCCGGAUCCCAUCUCCCUCUUCCAGGAGUGGCCCUACCUCUCCAACGUUUAAUCCCCCCUCACCUCUCCACGGUCGUACUUCUCCACUGCUGCGACACACGCCCAGGUCCCCAAGUCUCAGCCCCAAGCACCCACGACGCACACCAUCCCCCAUCAGUCCCAGUAUGUCAUCCCCAAACAUCAUGACGUCGCACAAAGUCAAGCAGCCAUUCCUGGGAACGCGGGGGAGCCUGGAAGCGGAGUCCCUCAUUACAAACACCCGCAGCUGUAGCCUGGUGUCCCAGAUUGAGGGAUCCCCACCCUCAGCUAAAGCGGGUGUGGUGGUCAGCUCUCAUCGCAAGUCCAAGAGAAGGUCCAGUUCUUCAGCAGCAGUGGCAGCCUUUGCUGCAGCAACUGCAGGGUCCGUCAAUUCACAGGACCAGCAACAGGUCACCACGGCAACGGGCGGACAGCAGACAACUCAGCAGAAACAAACGCAGUCCUCCCCUCGCUUCCUAACCUCAGAAUCCAAAUUUGGGAUUUCAACAAAGGAGAACUUUGACACCUUAUCAGCCAUGGACAUUGCUGAACAGCUAACUUAUUUGGACCAUAAGAUUUUCAUGAUCAGCAAAAGUGCCUCUUUACUGAGUCAAGCCUGGAUGAAGGCAGAGAAAUCAACCAAAGCCCCUCAUGUUCUGUUGGUGAGCAAGCGAUUUAAUGAAGUCAGUCGAUUGGUGGUAUCGGAAAUCGUGAGACGAUCCGUGCAACAGGAGCGGGUAGCAUGUAUAGAGAAAUGGGCGGCCAUUGCUGAUAUCUGUCGCUGCAUGAACAACUACAACGGAGUCCUGCAGAUAUGUGCCGCUUUUGUCAACAGCUCUGUGUAUCGACUAAAGAAGACCUGGGAGAAAAUCCCCAAAUCUACAAAGCAAACCAUAGAAAAGCUGCAAGAUUUAGUGUCUUCCAAUGGAAGAUUUAAAAACAUGAGGGAUGCAUUGCACAGGUGUGAUCCCCCCUGCAUCCCCUACCUGGGCAUGUACCUGACCGACCUGUCAAUCAUAGAGGAAGGUAUACCGGGAAAUACAGACGAAGGACUCGUCAACUUCUCCAAAAUGAGAACGAUAGCUCAUGUGAUUAGGGAGAUACGUCUUUUUCAACAAACACCUUACAAAAUAGAACAUAUUCCUAGAGUAACCAACUACCUGCUGGACACAAACCGUCUCCUUGACGACGACCAAACGUAUCGAGCUUCCCUAGAAAUAGAACCCAAGCAAUCUCGUUUGUCCAAUGUCUCCCUCAAUCCAUCAUGACCGAGAGGCAUUAUGGGAGCUCCUAUUGGAAAGAGCCAGUCAGCGUAAGGCUUUUUUCAGGGAACCACAAGUCCCUCUCAACGAUCCAUUCCAAACUCUCAAUACUGUGGUUAUCAAAGCAUUUCUAUGUGCUGGAGAAAACAUCGAAGACUGGACAUACUAGCUGUUGUUGAUUUAGAAAGUUUAUAGAUAAAAGCGUUUCAGAACGCAUUUUGAUUGUUGAAUUAAGCUGUGCUUUCACAUCCAGAAAAGUAUAUUAAAAUAUUAUUAUCUUCUGUAAGUGAAAAAAACCGGUGAUUUUCCAUUAAAGAUUGCAAUACCACAUUACAGGAAAAUUCCACAAAUUAACCUGAGUGCAUCAUGGGUACUUUUUCUCCCACAAUGACAAAACCGGACCAUUCAAUCUGUGAUCAGCUUAAAAAUCUAUAACCAUAAGAAUUCAUCAGAAAGCAGAAAAAAAGUUGAUAAACAUGGCUUUAGAAAUGAUAAAAUUUGAGUGGGAAGUGAACUGGUGUGGUGGAUGUGUUACAAGCAGUGAUCUCAUUUGAAUAUUUAUUUGGUGCCAUGGUGAUGAGGCAUUGUUUACGUCUCGUUUGUUUCUCAGUUGUGUAUAUAUAACCAGUUGUUGUGAUGUUGGUAUAGUCACACUUAAUAUUCUGUUUAUAUAUAGAUUCAUUUUGUAAUUUUUACAUUAAGACCUUACAGGCAGAGAUGUAUUAACUACUUUGUUUUCAACCAAGUUUAACAAUUUUUUUAUUUGCAUUUUUUAUGGAAAUAUGGAUGAUAUUCAAUAAGACCAUGAUUCAGAAGUAGAUUGUAAAAGAGGACAUCAGGUCUUCUGAACUUUUAUCUGCAAGUUAGUGAAUUUGUACAAGUACAGUUUAACUGAAGCAAAGUAUUAGGGUAUUUGCCAGGGACCAGAAUUUUUUUAUCAACAUAUCAAUUUGAAGGCUGUUUCUGGACUAUAAAUUUUAUUUAGGCCAUCUUUGAAAUAUUUUAUGUUUGUUUGCCCUCUCCUUACUAGCUGGUUAAAAACGCCCUGUCCCAAAACUGUUUUUAUAAACCUCCAGGAAAUUAUAUUUUUUCCUGUUUCCCUAGUUUUCUCAUCCUGUCAAUGUGUAAUUAUGUAUGCUAAUAUUUUCUAUGAUAAAACUGUUCCCAUCUAGCAACUGACUUAAUUUUUUAACCCUGAGUUUGGAGAAGGCAAACAAACAGUAUAAUUAUUUAAAAGAGGGCAUUACUGAUUUCAAAUGAAUCUCAAAAUGUUACAUUCCACUGUUACACCUAACUUAAUUCCUCUAUCGCACUAACUACAUCAAUUCCUCUAUUAACCAACAAUUUCAUAAAAUUUAUUUUAGGCUGUUAUGAUAUUAACAAUAUUGUAAUGUUGAUUAUUAAGUUUUGAUUGAAAUUCUCAUUGAACCCAUAUAAACAUGAAGUAGUAAGGCAUAACUACUGUGAACACAGCCACAACAGAAUCGGAUUGGUUCU
Molecule: messenger RNA, 6702 nt
Organism: Saccostrea cuccullata (small rock oyster)
Lineage: Eukaryota; Metazoa; Mollusca; Bivalvia; Ostreida; Ostreidae
Product: ras-specific guanine nucleotide-releasing factor 1-like
Exons: 28
Coding region: 1075-5211 (1378 amino acids)
Biological process (GO): positive regulation of GTPase activity; Ras protein signal transduction
Cellular component (GO): plasma membrane
Molecular function (GO): protein binding; guanyl-nucleotide exchange factor activity
Source: RefSeq, a predicted model, not a curated record